GAAAACAAGAGAAAAAUGUGAAAAAUUCUUCACGUUCACGUGCUUCACAGGGACUUCCACUUUCCUACCCAUAUUUUUCUAUUUACUAAAAUUAUUCAAUCAUAGCAGUCAAUACCAGUCGGUCAAUAUUUUUAAUAUUUCUAUACCAAACCUGCAGUCAGGGCCAAAUUGGUAAACGUAAAUGGUGUAUUAGGUUGCCCAUAUCGAAACUGUCGCGUUCAAUACAUUUUAGUCUAAUGUCUCCCAAGAAGAAGAACAAAAGCAACACUUUGAAUAGUCUAAAAGAUGACGUGGACUCUGCUGAUCUUAUUUUUGUGGUGUCUGGAGAUACAUCAAAUAUCCCAGUUGAUGAACCAAACAAGAGAUGCAAAUCAAAAUGUCCUGGCCGUAAAUUUAAUCGAAAUUUACAUGGUCAGACCGUCGAUGCGUCGCAAUUUGUUGUAACAUGUAACGAUGCACAAUGUGGUCUGGCAUCUAAAAAAACGGAACCAGAUGGUAUUCCUGAUGCAACAACUGCAGAGAAACCAGAGACCGAUGAUGUUUCCAUUGCGAAGACGGUUGGGAAAAUAAUCGAAACAAAACACAAGCGAUCUAGCGGUCCGAACGGAUCGAAUCGUUGUAGGAUGAAAGUUCGCGGACCAACUGUCGGUGAUAGCAAAUGGAAACGUGAGGUUAUAUUACGCCAAAUGAAAAAUCAUCGAAUAUCAUCGACAUCUCUGGAUCAGGGAAGCCGGCAAAAAAUGAUGAUUCGUCCAGCCGAAAAGCUAAUGGUGUUGCAAAACAUUUUCGAUGCUUUCGUCAACCGAAAAAAAUGGGAAAAUGCAUCAUUUCAUUCAGACAAUCUCAGUGGCAUAAUGAACCGAAUGGGUUUGUCCAAAUAUGGAUUCAAAAUUGUCAAUAAAAGCCCCUAUGCUACCGAUGGAGUUAAAAAAAGCAAAAGAGCCCGAUCGGUAAUCGGCAUUGUACCACGACAUAAUUGUUUUCAAUGUGAGGACGGUCGAGUGCCCAGUUACAUGGGAUGGUACUGGACGAAAUGUUUUAGUGAUAUCGCUAAUGCCGGAUGGAGACCUGGUGCUAUUCCCAGAAAUAUUAGAGACAUCAUGUCUUAUUUUAACGGACCAUGUUCUUGUAUGCCAAAAGAUAUGGCCACUUGCAUUACGUGUGAGAAAAAGGUUUCACCUGAACUUACACCAGAGAAAGCGGUUGCUAUAAAGCCGACUUUGAGAGUUGUACGGAGAGAUGGUCUGUACUACGUGUGUAUGAAUCCAUUGAAGUCAUCGAAUGAACUGGUCCAGUCACAGAAUCCAUACCUGGAUGACUGUCCCCCAAUUAAAUUCCAAAUAGCAUUGAGCAGACAGCUAAAGCAGCAAGACGACGAUGAUUUGGGUCUAUUGGGCUAUCCUUGUUCAGAGCGGGCCAUUUGUGAAGACAGCAAAGAAAUGCAGGACUUGCUUAAUCUAUUAGCUGAUCAAUGCGAGGAUCAUCAAGAAUUCUACAAGUUAGCCAAGACUUUAUGUUCAAAGCCAUCGGAUUUGGAUAUCGAAUUUGUCGCACCAGGGGCUAAUGUGAAAGAGAAUCGUUUAAGCCACAAGAAAUUGAUCUACAAAGAAACUCAGUACGACCGAAAUGAUAUUGAGGACUCUUUGGGGAAGUCAGUGUCGCGUUCGUUGCCGAUUGUUUCAACCAUUCUGACGAAGAACAGAAAGUAGUCAAUGGUCUAAUCGAAUGUUAAUAACUGUUCAAAUUUGAUGUGAAGCAAUUUUAUUUUGCCGACAAUAUUUAAAUCAAAACAACAAAAUGUCUGAAUCGCUGAUGCUUUCAUUUUCUUCGCGUUAGAAACCAGUAGAUUGAUACUCAGGCUAUAAUCUUUUCAAUCACCGGUUUGGCGCUUCGGUUCCAUGUUCUUACUUCAUGUUCUUAUGUAAGCGAUAACGUCUCGAUUCUUUAUUUACUUGUGCAAUAUACAAAAAUGAUAGUUUUGUAAACGACAGCAAAUAUAUUUGAUGUGGGUACUCAUAGCCUUGUGAUCACAUUAUGAAAUUGAACAAUUAUAUUCAAACAAAGACAAGUAGCUUUCAAAAGUGGCAAUUCGCUUGUAGUAAAUAAAUAUUUGAUUAUCGGUCGUCACAGUCAUCAGCAAAAUUUCCGUCACGAUAAUCUGUCGUAAUAACGAGUGAAUGAUAAGCAAAUGUUAGAUGCUGAUUCCAAUUCCCAAUGAUCUCACUAAAAUUUAAAUUUCUUUUUCUUAUUGGGUUCUGUGAACUUUUGAUUAUUUAACAAAGACAGUAUGCCAUUAACAUCGAAUCGAAAUGCAUUACAGAACCGA
This is a messenger RNA of Bradysia coprophila, 2326 nucleotides long. RefSeq lists its product as uncharacterized. The record is from RefSeq and is a predicted model, not a curated record. Lineage: Eukaryota; Metazoa; Arthropoda; Insecta; Diptera; Sciaridae.